Hordeum vulgare subsp. vulgare (domesticated barley) is the source of this 1270-nucleotide messenger RNA. RefSeq names its product 2-oxoglutarate-dependent dioxygenase 11-like. The record is from RefSeq and is a predicted model, not a curated record. NCBI's taxonomy places the organism in Eukaryota, Viridiplantae, Streptophyta, Magnoliopsida, Poales, Poaceae. Bases 75 to 1160 code for a protein of 361 amino acids. The transcript has 4 exons.
AGCCUGAUCGAUGGCUGGAUCCCUAACUUCACAAACGAGACCAGUAGCGGAGAACUAGCUUGGUAGCUACACCGAUGGAGGCGGAGGCAGCGGGUGGUACGUGGUCGAAGGUGGGAACAUCGCUUCCCGUCACUAGCGUGCAGGCUCUGGUGGCGUCCGCCGGCGAGCUGACGGUCGACAAGAUCGGAAGGUACAUCCAGCCGGACAUCGACGCACACGCCGUUCUCCCCGAGCUGUCCAGCGAAGUUCCGGUGAUCGACCUCAGCAAGCUCUUGAGCGCCGAGUCCGCUGAAGCAGAGGCCGCCAAGCUCAGAUUUGCCUGCGCCGAGUGGGGCUUCUUUCAGGUUGUAAAUCAUGGAAUACCGGAUGAAGCCAUAAUGGGUAUAAAGCAGGACAUUCAAAAGUUCUUUCAACUUCCCCUCGAAGUUAAGAAUGCAUAUGCGCAGGACCCUGGGGGUCUUCAAGGGUAUGGGCAAGUGUUUGUUGUCUCUGAUGAUCAAAAGCUAGAAUGGGCUGACAGGUUUGCCCUCUUCACCCAACCCUCCCAAGCUCGCGACAUGAGUUACUGGCCAAGUCAACCUCAUACUUUCAGGAAUUGUAUUGAACAGUACUCUUCGGAGGUGAUGAAAUUCACUCAUUCCUUGGCCAUCUUCAUUGCAAAAACACUCGAUGUUGAUCCGGAAUUGGUGGCAGACAAACAUGUAUCUCAAAUUCUCAGGAUGAACUACUACCCUCCAUGCACGUCAACCCCAGAAAAGGUUCUAGGCUUGUCACCGCAUUCUGAUGGAGCUUUUCUAACUAUUCUCCUAGAAGUUAAUUCAGUUCAAGGCUUACAAAUUAGAAGGCAUGGUGCAUGGAUUCCCGUCAAACCGCGUUGUGAUGCACUAUUGGUGAAUGUGGGUGAUCUUCUUGAGAUUAUGACAAAUGGGAAGUACAAGAGCAUUGAGCACAGGGUCACCAUUAAUGCCCACAAGGAGCGACUAUCCAUCUCAGCAUUUCACAUCCCAAACUAUGAUGGAAUUAUUUCACCAAUUAUGAAAACUACAGAAGAUAAAAUGUUAUACAAGACAGUGAGAGUAGAAGAGUAUUUAAGACAUUAUUUCUCAAACAAACUAGAAGGAAAGAGAGCCCUAGAUUAUGCGAAGUUAUCCGGAAUAUAAGGAUUUUCUACUAUAAUUUGUCAUUCUAAACACUCUGAAAUGAUCAUUUUAUGCUUCAUUUGUAAUGGAUAUAUAUUUCUGACCGGGACCAAUCUACCAAACGUUUGUCA